CAGCAGACCACUGACCAGCAAGAUGACUUCCUCCGGAAUGAACAUGAACAGCAAGAUCACCUUCUACGAGGAGAAGAACUUCCAGGGUCGCUCCUAUGAGUGCAUGAGCGACUGCUCCGACAUGUCCUCCUACCUGAACAGGUGCCACUCCUGCAGGGUGGAGAAGGGCUGCUUCAUGGUGUACGACCGCACCAACUACAUGGGAAACCAGUACUUCAUGAAGAGGGGCGAGUACGCCGACUACAUGAGCAUGAUGGGCAUGAGCGACUGCAUCAAGUCCUGCCGCAUGAUCAACAUGCACAGGGGAUCCUACAGGAUGAAGAUCUACGAGAGGGAGAACUUCGGAGGUCAGAUGUCCGAGCUGAUGGACGACUGUGACAACGUCAUGGAGCGUUUCCGCAUGUCCAACUGCAUGUCCUGCAACGUGAUGGAGGGCAACUGGCUGAUGUACGAGCAGGCCCAGUUCAGAGGCAGGAUGAUGUACGUGAGGUCCGGCGAGUACAAGAACUUCAUGAACAUGGGCCAGAACAGCAUGAGGUUCAUGAGCAUGAAGCGCAUCAACGACUCCUGCUAUUAA
Messenger RNA from Trematomus bernacchii (emerald rockcod), 577 nucleotides. RefSeq names its product gamma-crystallin M2-like. The transcript is spliced from 3 exons. The record is from RefSeq and is a predicted model, not a curated record. The coding region runs from base 23 to 577 and encodes 184 amino acids. Gene Ontology annotation, molecular function: structural constituent of eye lens. NCBI's taxonomy places the organism in Eukaryota, Metazoa, Chordata, Actinopteri, Perciformes, Nototheniidae. Gene Ontology annotation, biological process: visual perception; lens development in camera-type eye.